CGGCAAUACCAACGUGAAAAAUAAAAACGUUUCCUCCCUUUUUUUCUUCUUCUUUUUCUUUUUAACCCAUCUCUUUUUUUCUUUACUAUUCUCUAACAAUGCUUCGUACUUUCUUCAGCUCUUCCAUCACCAAGCCUCUUACUGCUCAAAAGACCAUUCAUACUGGUGUCCGUGCCUUCUCUACUGGUUUUGUUUUGAGACAAGCUCAAACUGGUGACAAGUCUUAUACUCAUAUUCUUACUGAAACCCGUGGUAAGGUUGGUUUGAUUACUUUGAACCGUCCUAAGGCCCUUAAUGCUUUGUGCGGUGAUCUCUUUGUGGAAGUCAACGAAGCUCUUCGUAGCUAUGAUAAUAAUGAUGCCAUUGGUGCCGUUGUCAUCACUGGUUCCGAAAAGGCUUUUGCUGCUGGUGCCGAUAUCAAGGAAAUGAAGGAUAAGGCUUUUAUUGAAACUUACAAGUCUAACUUUUUGGGUCAUUGGGCUGAAAUGACGGAAAUCAAGAAACCUAUCCUUGCUGCUGUCAAUGGUUAUGCUCUUGGUGGUGGUUGUGAAUUGGCUAUGAUGUGUGAUAUCAUCUAUGCUGGUGAAAAGGCUAUUUUUGGUCAACCUGAAAUUAAGCUUGGUGUCAUCCCUGGUGCUGGUGGUACUCAACGUCUUGUCAAGGCUGUUGGAAAGUCUAAGGCUAUGGAAAUGAUUCUUACUGGUUCCGUCAAUUUGAAUGCCACUGAAGCUCUUUCUUUGGGUCUUGUUAGCAAGGUUGUUCCUGCCGCUGAACUUGUCGAUGAAACUGUCAAGACCGCUGAAAAGAUCGCUAGCAUGGGUCAACCUUCCGUUCAAAUGGCUAAGGAAGCCGUGAACAAAUCAUUUGAAGUUCCUCUUUCUGCUGGUUUGAGAUGGGAACGUAUCCUCUUCCAAGCUCUUUUCGGCACUGCUGAUCAAAAGGAAGGUAUGACUGCCUUUGUUGAAAAGCGAAAGGCCAACUUCACCAACCAAUAAAGAAGAAAUAACAUAGGAUAAACAUAUCAUUUGGUUGGGUACCCUAUUUUGUGAACGUUGAAUAGUUUAUUUACUUUGUGAUUCUUUUGUGUAAAUGGAUGAAAAAUAAAAACUACAUUAUUUAAUCCUUUU
This is a messenger RNA of Halteromyces radiatus, 1127 nucleotides long. Its product is annotated as ClpP/crotonase-like domain-containing protein. NCBI's taxonomy places the organism in Eukaryota, Fungi, Mucoromycota, Mucoromycetes, Mucorales, Cunninghamellaceae. Gene Ontology annotation, molecular function: enoyl-CoA hydratase activity. The record is from RefSeq and is a predicted model, not a curated record. Bases 99 to 995 code for a protein of 298 amino acids. The transcript has 8 exons. Gene Ontology annotation, biological process: fatty acid beta-oxidation. Gene Ontology annotation, cellular component: mitochondrion.